CGAGUUAACAAUUUAGCAAGAAAAAAACUUAAAAUUAUUAAACAACGGAAGGUCUUGGUGAUCAGAAGUAAAAAAUUGUGUUCAAUAUUAACUAUUAAUUCAACUAGUUUAUAGUGCUAAGUUAAAAGUAAUUAAAUACAACUGAGACGCAAAAGCAAAACAAUUUUUUCCUUUGCGGCGCAAUUCUAAGUGAUACGUCUACAAAAUGCGUUUUGCCUUGAUCACCCUAUUGAUAGCCCUGGUGGCUAUGACCCAGGCAGUGUCCUAUUCCGAACUCGUGAGGGAAGAAUGGAAUACCUUCAAGCUGGAACACCGCAAGAACUAUGCAGAUUCGACUGAGGAGACUUUCCGGAUGAAGAUUUUCAACGAGAAUAAGCAUCAUAUUGCUAAGCAUAAUCAACGAUAUGCUACCGGUGAGGUGAGCUAUAAGUUGGCUCUGAAUAAAUAUGCCGAUAUGUUGCACCAUGAGUUCAGGGAGACAAUGAACGGCUUCAACUAUACCCUGCACAAGCAACUGCGUAGUACUGAUGAAAGCUUCACCGGCGUUACUUUCAUCUCGCCGGAACAUGUUAAACUGCCCACUGCAGUGGAUUGGCGCACAAAGGGAGCUGUGACUGAGGUCAAGGAUCAGGGACAUUGCGGUAGCUGUUGGGCCUUCUCCAGCACUGGCGCCAUUGAGGGACAACAUUUCCGCAAGUCUGGCACUCUAGUCUCUCUAUCCGAACAGAAUCUGGUUGAUUGCUCGACUAAAUAUGGCAAUAAUGGUUGCAAUGGUGGUCUCAUGGACAAUGCUUUCCGUUAUGUCAAGGAUAAUGGUGGUAUUGAUACAGAGAAAUCGUAUGCCUAUGAGGGAAUCGAUGAUUCCUGCCAUUUCGAUAAGAACUCCAUUGGAGCCACCGAUCGCGGCUUCGCUGAUAUUCCCCAGGGCAAUGAGAAGAAACUGGCCCAAGCUGUCGCCACUAUUGGACCUGUUUCGGUUGCCAUUGAUGCCUCACAACAAUCGUUCCAGUUUUACUCCGAAGGUGUCUAUGAUGAACCCAAUUGCAGUGCUGAGAAUUUGGAUCACGGUGUACUUGUCGUUGGUUAUGGUACCGAGAAAGAUGGCUCCGAUUAUUGGCUAGUGAAGAACUCGUGGGGUACCACCUGGGGUGAUAAAGGUUUCAUUAAAAUGUCCCGCAACAAGGAGAACCAGUGUGGCAUUGCCUCUGCAUCCAGUUAUCCUCUGGUCUAAGACUCUCUUAGUUAUUCAUUCUGUAACCUCAUAUGCAUAUAAAUAAACACAUAUACACCAUAUAUUCAACAAAUUCCAACGCAAGCAUCUCAAAAUGAAACUUUAAUUAAUUUAAAUAAAUGUUCAAAAAAUUCC
This is a messenger RNA of Drosophila willistoni, 1366 nucleotides long. RefSeq names its product cathepsin L. Gene Ontology annotation, cellular component: lysosome. NCBI's taxonomy places the organism in Eukaryota, Metazoa, Arthropoda, Insecta, Diptera, Drosophilidae. The coding region runs from base 206 to 1231 and encodes 341 amino acids. The record is from RefSeq and is a predicted model, not a curated record. Gene Ontology annotation, biological process: immune response. The transcript has 4 exons. Gene Ontology annotation, molecular function: cysteine-type endopeptidase activity.